Molecule: messenger RNA, 351 nt
Organism: Prorocentrum cordatum
Lineage: Eukaryota; Dinophyceae; Prorocentrales; Prorocentraceae
Source: the annotation of a GenBank genome assembly
AUGGCUGGGGACAUGGGCAGGCCUCACGUGGCCUACGCCGUGGACGACGACAAGUGGGGCGACGUCGUCUUGAACACCUACUACCCGCACGACGCCAACGCGUGCGACGCGGUCCAGGCUGGGCAGACAGGGCCCGUUUACGGCCGCUGCUUCUGGGAGGGCUCGCGCUGGAAUUGCCCGGGUGCGUGCGUCUCGGGCGACGGUGCCGUGACCAUCGAUGGCAGCGCCGUCGGCGCCAGCUCCAACAGCUGUCGCAGCUGCCACUUCGACGGGGAGAACAAGGUCACCGGCGACUGGUGGGUGACGUCGUGGACAAAUCCGACGUCUGCAACUGCCCUGCGCCAGGCGUGA